AUGCAUGAAAUUUCGGGAUUCAUAAAGGAAGUCGUGGACCAAACAGAGGUGAAUUUGAGGCGGAUCCACGCCUUGGGAGUGAAAAAGGUAGGAAUAGCUUCGCUGCAACCACUUGGAUGCCUUCCACGUGUCACCGUGGUAUCUUCGUUCCAUCAAUGCGAUGAGGCAAUGAACGCGAUGAUGAACCUACACAACAACUUAUUAAACCAAGUAGUGGCCAAGCUCAACAAUGAAGCCAAGCAAUUGACUUUUGUAUAUCUCGAUUACUACAACGCUUUCUUGAGCGUUUUCAAGAACAAAGGAGCUAGUCUAGGGAGUACGAGGUUUGAAACCCCGUUGAAACCGUGUUGCGAAGGUGAUUGCGCGAUUGUUGACAAGAAAGGUGUGAAGAAGUAUACAUUAUGUAAAGAUCCUAAGUCUGCUUUCUUCUGGAAUGAUGUUCACCCCAGCCAAGAAGGAUGGAGUUCGGUUUACUCGGUAUUAAGCAAACAUUUAAGCGAGUCUUUGAUUAAAGCGUAA
This is a messenger RNA of Microthlaspi erraticum, 519 nucleotides long. NCBI's taxonomy places the organism in Eukaryota, Viridiplantae, Streptophyta, Magnoliopsida, Brassicales, Brassicaceae. The record is from the annotation of a GenBank genome assembly.